UCAACAACCACAAUUUCUCUCCAGUAUCACCAUCAGAUAUCUCCUUCCAUCUACCUUUUGGAUUUGGUAAAAGUAAAGAAGAAGAGGAAAUAAAAAUAUGCAGCAGAUAAGAGGAGGAGCAGCAAGCGAAGUGUUGUCGGUUUCCAUCCCUUCAACUUCAACAACUGGAGGAGCUCUCAAGUCUCCUCAACUACUUGCGCAGAACUUCCAUUCUCUGUCCUUUCUCUCUCCUCCUUCCCAUCUUACUAAAAGAUGCCCCUCUUUUGGCAUUCCGAGGCUAGGAGCCGGCAUGUAUAAGUGCCGACCAAGAGGCUUAACUGUGAGAGCGUCAGGGGAUUCGGCUGGUAAUCCGGUUCCAGUUUCUCCUCUUGAAUUCGAGUCCCCAGUUGGGCAGCUUCUGGCACAAAUAUUGCAAACCCAUCCACAUUUACUCCCUGCAGCCAUUGAUCAGCAACUUGAGAACCUUCAAACGGAUAGAGAUGCCCAGAAAGAAGAAGCUGCGUCAUCUCAAGAUUUCCUUUACAAGAGAAUAGCUGAAGUCAAGGAGAAAGAAAGGAGAAAGGCACUGGAGGAGAUCAUUUACUCCAUGAUUGUACAUAAAUUUUUAGACAAUGACAUUUCCAUGAUCCCAAAGAUAUCGCCGACAUCAGAUCCCACUGGACGAGUGGAUUUUUGGCCAAACCAGGAACAAAAAUUAGAAUCUGUUCAUUCCCCUGAAGCCUUUGAGAUGAUACAGAGCCACUUGUCUAUUGUACUAGGAGAACGAUUAGUUGGCCCCCUUGAGACCACUGUUCAAAUUAGCAAAAUCAAACUUGGGAAAUUAUAUGCUGCUUCUUUAAUGUAUGGAUAUUUCCUCAGAAGAGUUGAUCAGCGAUAUCAGCUUGAGAGAGCCAUGAAUACCCUUCCCAAGGGAUUUGAUGAAGACAGGGCAAGAUUUGAAGAUCCAAGUCCGGCGAACAGACUCUGGGAUCCAGAUUCUUUGAUAAGGAUUCUGCCUGAUAGCGGUGAACCUGAUGGGGACUUCACGGAUACUGGUGAGGAAAAAUCAUAUAGACUAAGAUCAUAUGUGAUGUAUUUAGAUGCGGAGACACUGCAAAGAUACGCAACUAUAAGAUCCAAGGAAGCUAUUUCUUUGAUCGAAAAGCAAACUCAAGCACUCUUUGGGAGGCCAGAUAUAAGGAUUGCUGGUGAUGGUUCCAUUGAGACAGCUAAUGAUGAAGUGGUUUCAAUAACAUUCUCAGGACUUACAAUGCUAGUCUUGGAGGCGGUAGGUUUUGGAUCAUUCCUAUGGGAUGCAGAAAGCUAUGUUGAAUCAAAAUACCAUUUUUUCAACAGCUAAAACACAUUUGUAUAUUGAUUCUGCAGAUUUGUAAAUUGCAACGCAAGGUCUUUUUCUU
Populus trichocarpa (black cottonwood) is the source of this 1397-nucleotide messenger RNA. RefSeq names its product UV-B-induced protein At3g17800, chloroplastic. The record is from RefSeq and is a predicted model, not a curated record. The coding region runs from base 98 to 1339 and encodes 413 amino acids. NCBI's taxonomy places the organism in Eukaryota, Viridiplantae, Streptophyta, Magnoliopsida, Malpighiales, Salicaceae. The transcript is spliced from 3 exons.